AUUUAAUUUUCGUAUUUCUAUUUUCAGGUUGUAGUUUUUGCAUCCGAUUCGUUUUCUAUCUUUAAAUUCAGACGUAUCUUGCUAUGCAAUAUAUAUAUAUAUAUAUGUAUAUAUAAAGUACAAUAAAUCAUAAAUGUUCAAUAAAGAGAUUGAAAGUGGGAGAGGUGAGUGAAAAUGGAAGGUGAUGGGAGUGAGAAGCUGUUGAGGGCAGCAGAAGAUGAGAUUGAGGAAGAGAACUUGAAGAGCAAAAUAUGGGUAGAGAACAAGAAGAUGUGGGUGGUGGCUGGACCUGCUAUGUUCACCAGAUUUUCAACGUUCGGUAUAAAUGUCAUCAGCCAAGCAUUUGUAGGCCACAUUGGUUCCACAGAGCUGGCUGCCUAUGCUCUUGUUUUCACUCUCCUUACAAGAUUUGCCAAUGGUUUACUGCUAGGAUUGGCCAGUGGAUUGGAAACUCUAUGUGGGCAAGCCUACGGAGCAAAACAAUACCACAUGCUCGGGAUAUAUCUCCAAAGAUCAUGGAUUGUUUUGACUGUGUGCACGACUCUACUAUUGCCGGUUUAUAUUUUUGCAGCCCCUAUCUUAAAAGCUUUAGGACAGGAUGAAGAUAUUGCGGAAGUGGCAGGGACAAUUGCUCUGUGGUUCAUUCCUGUGAUAUACUCCUUUAUUGUAUCGUUUACUUGCCAAAUGUAUUUACAAGCACAGAGCAAGAACAUGAUCAUAGCAUAUUUGGCAGUGUUUUCGUUAUCGAUCCACUUGUUCCUCUCAUGGCUUCUAACAACCAAGUACAAUUUCGGUAUAGCCGGCACUAUGAUAUCAACAAUCUUGGCAUACUGGCUUCCGAACGUGGGGCAACUAAUAUUCGUCAUCUCUGGGGGAUGUCGAGAAACAUGGAAAGGUUUCACAACCUUAGCCUUCAAAGAUCUUUGGCCGGUUGUCAAGCUUUCUUUAUCUUCUGGUGCAAUGGUCUGUCUUGAGGUCUGGUACAAUGCCAUACUGAUUCUUUUGACCGGAAACAUGAAAAAUGCCGAGGUUGAAGUUAGUGCUCUAUCUAUCUGUCUUAACAUCAGUGGUUGGGAAAUGAUGUUAUCACUCGGUUUCAUGGCUGCAGCAAGCGUUCGUGUCGCAAAUGAGCUUGGAAAGGGGGACUCUAAAGCCGCAAAGUUCUCAAUUCUCAAUAUAGUGCUAUCUUCUUUCGGCUUAGGGUUCGUGCUGUUUGUGUUCUUUCUGUUCUUCCGCGAACGUCUGGCUUAUAUAUUCACAAAGGAUCAUGAUGUGGCUGUGGAAGUCGGUCACUUGUCCCCUCUUCUGGCGUUCACCAUACUUCUGAAUAGUGUUCAGCCAGUUCUUUCUGGUGUUGCUGUUGGAGCUGGAUGGCAGAGCGUUGUGGUAUAUGUGAACCUUGCUUCCUACUACUUGAUAGGAAUUCCCACUGGAGUUUUGCUUGGUUAUGUCAUCAAAUUACAAGUUGAGGGUGUCUGGAUUGGAAUGUUGAUCGGCAUGUUCAUUCAAACUUUCAUUCUACUCAUAAUAACACGAAAAACAGAUUGGGAAAAACAGGUUAGCAUUGCUCGAAAAAGAGUUACAAGAUGGUUUGUGGAAGUUGAACCUAAUGGUACCUCCGGAGCAGCUUGAUGAAUGAAUUCAUAUGUAUAUUUUAAAUUAAUUAGUAGGAACCACGUGCGUUGCACGUGAUACUUAUUAUCUCGACAAAAUUUAUAAGUUUAAUUAAGCAAAAAUAUAAAGUAUUUCAUAAAUUAAUAGAUAUUAUUUUAAAA
Sesamum indicum (sesame) is the source of this 1775-nucleotide messenger RNA. RefSeq names its product protein DETOXIFICATION 21. Gene Ontology annotation, biological process: xenobiotic detoxification by transmembrane export across the plasma membrane. The record is from RefSeq and is a predicted model, not a curated record. NCBI's taxonomy places the organism in Eukaryota, Viridiplantae, Streptophyta, Magnoliopsida, Lamiales, Pedaliaceae. Gene Ontology annotation, molecular function: xenobiotic transmembrane transporter activity; antiporter activity. Gene Ontology annotation, cellular component: membrane.